ACCUCGCCCCUCGUCACUCCAUCCGUUUCUCCAACACCCGAUCCCUCGAAUCCUGGCAGCCGCAGCCGCAUCCCAAACUCCUUUCCUCAAAACCCUAGCGGCUUCACCAUGUCCUCCUCCUCCGCCGCCGCCUCCGCCGCCACACCGGAGCAACCAGCCGCCGUGUGGGCUCGGAUCCGUCUCGCCGACAGCUGGGACGUGCCCCACAUCCACCGCCUCAUCCGCCAGAUGGCAGAGUUCGAGAAGCUGACCCACCUCUUCUCCGCCACCGAGUCCUCCCUGUCCUCCACCCUCUUCCCCUCUCCUCCACCUCCGCCCUUCCACUCCUUCACCGUCCUCAUUCUCGAGCUCUCCACGAAUCCCUUCUCCCAAGGCGACGAAGAGCCCAAAGACGCGGCGAACCCCUCUCUCUUCCGCCCGAUCGUCCGGCGGGUGGAGCUGAAGUCCCCAGUGGAGGACCCGGAGGCAGCGGAGUUCGCGUCGCCGCGCGGCGGAGGGGCGGUGGUGGUGGGGUUCGUGCUGUGCUUCCCUAACUACUCGACGUUCCUGGCGAAGCCGGGGCUGUACGUGGAGGAUAUAUUUGUGAGGGCGGCGUGGCGGCGGAGGGGGUUUGGGCGGAUUCUGCUGUCGGCGGUGGCGGCGCAGGCGGCGAAGAUGGGGAUGGGGCGGGUGGAGUGGUGCGUGCUCGAUUGGAACGCGAAUGCGAUUAGCUUCUACGAGGAGAUGGGGGCGGAGGUGCUGCCGCAGUGGCGGAUCUGCCGGCUUACUGGAGAGGCCCUUCAGGGUUAUGGGGUGGAGGACGGUGACCGGAGUUAGAAGUUCUUCUGGAGAUGAAAGGAAAUGAGACUUCCACGGUUAGGAAAUUCGGAACUUGGUAUUGAUGGCAGUAAAGCAAUAUCCCUAGUGUAGGCAAUAAAGUGAUAUCCGUGGCGUAGGAAAGGCUUUGGUAGGUGGGAACUCGAUAACGCUGAGCAUGUGCACAGUUGACUCGGAAGCUCGUGGCUGGUAUGUGGAGCCCACACUUGAGAAUAAAUCGGCAGUCAAGAUUGUAUACCCACCGAAUGGACGAGGGCUCGUUACCUUAUGGUCCGCGGAGCUCUCUCUUCAUGGUGAUAUAUAGAAAAAAACACUAGAGCUUUAUAUCUAUUUUUAUCCUUCAUUUAAAAAAACUAUUAAGAAAAAUUAAAUAUUAAGAUUAGCUUGGGUUAGUUAUAAUGAAUUAUUUUGCUAAUUAAGAGCAUACGAUAAAAUAAAAAUAUAUAUAUGAAAAAUUGACAUUUUAUAGCAA
This is a messenger RNA of Phoenix dactylifera (date palm), 1288 nucleotides long. Its product is annotated as GCN5-related N-acetyltransferase 8-like. Lineage: Eukaryota; Viridiplantae; Streptophyta; Magnoliopsida; Arecales; Arecaceae. The record is from RefSeq and is a predicted model, not a curated record. Gene Ontology annotation, molecular function: N-acetyltransferase activity.